Molecule: messenger RNA, 2456 nt
Organism: Aspergillus calidoustus
Lineage: Eukaryota; Fungi; Ascomycota; Eurotiomycetes; Eurotiales; Aspergillaceae
Source: the annotation of a GenBank genome assembly
AUGAAGAACUUCUCCACGCUCACAGCGCUGGCGCUGUCCACCCUUCUUCCCCUACAGGUCACUGCGCAGAUCCGCGUGCGCUUCAACCCCUCAAACAUCCGCGAGCUCGUCGACUCGGACUUUCCGGCGCUGGUCGUCGAGAGCGAGGCGCAGAGCUCGUCUGGGGGCUUUGGCGGUGCAAACUUCACUGUGUCUGCCCCAGAAGGAUCGUACCUCGAGGGUAACUACUACAAGUACCAGUACACCCGAACAGUCUCGCAUCUUGGUGAGCGUGUUGUGAAUACGGGUAUUACGACGUCGGAGGAUAAUCCGGGUCCGGUUACCCUUGCGAUUACUGGGCUCGAAGAGGGCGAGCAUAGUUUGUUGACGUGGCAUAACCUUUGGGACAACAGUGAUGGGCCUGCGGACGUUGACGUCGCUGUUGGAGGGGAGACUGUUGCGAGUGGCGUUACGCAAUCCGUCCGCAUCGAUAACAUCUGGGAGGCUGCUACCUCGUACAUCACCUUCUCCGUUGGCUCACCCGACGAAACCGUUGAAGUAGUCUACACGCCAAGCGGAGGCGACGGUCGAGUUUACCUCAACGGCUUCGAGAUUGAUACCCCUGCUAUUGAGAACCAGGUCUCCUUCCCAACGCCAGCGCAUCGUGAUGAGAGACUUCAGCCAGCUAAUGGCACCAGUAUUGUUGCCUCAUGGGGGGCGCCUACGGGCAUUGAGUCGCCGACGUAUACCGUAUACUUGUCCAGUAACAAUGGUAACUUUACCCAGAUAGCCCAGGAUUUGGAUAAGACAGAGAUGGAGCUCACAGGUCUUAACAAGCUUGAUACCUUUUACUGGCGUGUCGAUGUCGUCAACGGCGAGACAGUCUAUCCCGGACGUCCGUUCAUGUUUCGCCUCGCACACCUCGCCUUCCCAGGUGCAGAGGGAUACGGACGCUUUGCUCGCGGCGGUCGCGGUGGCAAGGUCGUAAAGGUGACUAGUCUGGAGGACAACGAAUUGCCCGGCACACUCCGCCAUGCAUUAACCAUCGAAACGGGCCCACGCAUUGUCAUCUUCGAUGUCGGCGGCGUAAUCACCACGACCUCUCGACUCUCUGUCAAUACCAACUACAUAACCCUCGCGGGGCAAACUGCCCCCGGAAAAGGCAUUGCAAUCCAGGGCUAUCCCCUUGGCCUCUCCGGCGCAUCGGACGUAGUCUUCCGCCACAUCCGCGUCCGCCCAGGGACCUCCUCCGGCGCAACCGUCGACGGAAUGGGGAUGUCCGGAUCAAACUACUGCAUCUUCGACCGGUGCUCCAUGGGCUGGGCGAUUGAUGAGUGCUUCUCGUCACGCACGGCCAAAAACAUCACCUUUCAGCGGAAUAUGAUUUCCGAGCCGCUUAAUGUUGCGGGGCAUCAGAAUUAUCCGGAGGGAACCGCGCAUGGGUAUGCGGCGACGGUUGGUGGAGAUGUCGCGAGCUUGCAUCAUAAUCUUAUUGCGCAUGCCGAGGGGCGCAGUUGGAGUAUGGGGGGUGGGGUUGAUGAUAAUGCGGCGUUUGCGGGGAGGUUGGAUAUUCGGAAUAAUAUUGUUUACAACUUUGGAGGCCGAGUCACAGACGGCGGCGCAAUGGAAGUCAACUUUGUUGGAAAUCUGUACAAACAGGGUCCAGCGAGUGAGCUCACAUAUGCGCUCUCAGCUACUUACGAAGAUGACAUGCCCGGGAGCCAGCAGUACCACUGCGCAGGAAACUCCAUGCCGGGCAUCUUCAACCAGGAUUCGGUGCAGUUCGUCGACGACGGCGAGGGCCAGACAUCCGAAAUUGCAUGCUAUGCUGAUGUAUCCAUUGAUCCGGCGCCCUCAUACCAGAAAUUCUUCGACGAGCCGUUCUUCCCGUCGUACAUUGAGGAGCAUACCUCAACGGAGGCGUACAAGCGCGUUCUCUCAGAUAGUGGUGUCUCACAGCCUGUGCGUGAUGACCACGACGCACGAAUAAUCCAGGAGACCCUCGAGGGCAGUUACACGUACUCGGGCUCUGUCUCCGGUAAGCCUGGCCUGAUCGACAAUGAAGCUGACGCAGGUGGUCUAGAGGAUUUCCCUACUGUGACCCGCAGCGCAAGCUGGGAUACCGAUGACGAUGGAAUUCCGGACUGGUGGGAUGGCUCGAGCGGUGGCGAGGGGUACACUCCUAUCGAGGGAUACCUUAACUUUAUGGCGGACCCGCACGUCUUUGUUGUACCUGGUGGUGAAGUGGAGAUUGACCUGGCCCGCCUUGCCCUUGGCUUUGUAGAUCCGACGUUCACAGCCGAGAGUGGAAUAUUGGGCAGUGUUGAGGUUUCUGGUGGAAUCGCUAUCUAUACCUCAAAUGGAGAUGCAGGGGUUGAUCACUUUACUGUCCUUAUUGAGGAUAGCGAGGGGAGUACGUGGGAGCGGACGAUCGGCGUUGCGGUAUUCGAGGGGGCAGAUGAGGUUGUGUAAAUUGG